UGCUUCUCCAUCUCAAGAGGUCACGUGAUCAUUCAGCAUCUAGUAUAAAUAUUUACAUCAGGUCUGUUCCCUAACAUUCAUUGUUCCUCACAUCUUCAGACACUUUGGUUCCUCUAAGUUGGCUGCAGAAGACACACCAGCGCUUAUCUGAACACAACAAAUGGAAGCGUAUACUGGAACUUGGGAACUUGUGAAGGAGGAGUCAACUGGAGUGGAGGAAUUCAUCGAAGCAUACGCAGACAUGCCGGACAUGGAGAAGAAGAGACUGAGACACAGCAGCAGUACCUUGACCUACCGACGUGAUGGCGACCAAUGGUUCGUGGACAGUGUCAGUGGUGACCGUACGGAUACCAUGGAACUAUGUCUUGGAAAGGAAUAUUCCUACGAAUUCGGCUCCAGUGAAGCUAAGGCCACGGCUACAAUUGAAAAUGGCAAGAUCGUAGGAACCCACACCUCGAAGGACAAAGUCAUCAAAUCAGUGAGCUACAUCACCGGUGACCGACUGAUCAUGGAAAUAACUGCCAAUGGAGUGACUAUGGUAACCAAGUAUAAAAGACAAUCAUAAGUUGGCAGUGGAGACACAUGUAGUUUCUCUUCAUUCUAAGUCUCUCUGUUAUUUCUUCUCGGGCUCAUUCCUUGUCAUUUCUGUAACAAUUUUGCAUUUGCUUGCUUAUUUGACAACCUUAAAUAAUCCUUUUUGUCAUGCAAUAGUCAGUCUCCGCCUAUUGUCUAUGUUUUCAAUAUACAUUACAGUAAAAUUAAUUGUAGCAAAUAAGAAUAUUUUUAUCUUCAUUUGUUAUUUUAUUGUGGGCUUAUACCAACAUUUUACAGAAUACAAUUUAUACAGACAAUGUCAUAUUGUCUUACUGUCGUGAGCGGAAAUUCUUGAUAAUGUGAUUAAUUAAGAGGCAGUACUAUCCUGUGAAAUGGACAACUGUGAGUUGAUGUUUGUGUCUCUUUAUAAAUAAACAUCACAGAACACA
This is a messenger RNA of Pomacea canaliculata, 983 nucleotides long. RefSeq lists its product as uncharacterized. The record is from RefSeq and is a predicted model, not a curated record. The coding region runs from base 161 to 565 and encodes 134 amino acids. NCBI's taxonomy places the organism in Eukaryota, Metazoa, Mollusca, Gastropoda, Architaenioglossa, Ampullariidae. The transcript has 5 exons.